Messenger RNA from Coccinella septempunctata (seven-spotted ladybird), 6886 nucleotides. RefSeq names its product fibrillin-1-like. The coding region runs from base 3 to 6725 and encodes 2240 amino acids. Lineage: Eukaryota; Metazoa; Arthropoda; Insecta; Coleoptera; Coccinellidae. The transcript is spliced from 4 exons. The record is from RefSeq and is a predicted model, not a curated record.
AAAUGCAGUGUAUGAAAUUGAACAUAAUGAGUUCAAACUUUUUAUUAGUUCUCUAUUUUUUAUGCAUGGCGCUAAACAUUGUGCAAACACUAGAUUAUGGAGAAUGCAGAACUUCUUGUAUCAACGGAAAAUGCAAAGGCGGAAAAUGUAUCUGUAACGAAGGAUUUCUUCUGGACAAGAAAACGAAAAAUAAAUGUGAUCGGUUUUGCAGUAAACCUUGUACGAAUGGAGUAUGCUCAGCCAAAGAAACUUGUAAAUGCAAAUCUGGCUAUAUCAUCGAUCCGAAAGAUAAAUACAAAUGCAAUCCACUCUGUAGCAGAACGUGCGUGAAUGGAAGGUGUUCAGCCAAAGAAACUUGUACCUGCAAUUCUGGCUUUAUCCACGAUCCGAAAGAUAAAUACAAAUGCAAUCCACUCUGUAGCAGAACGUGCGUGAAUGGAAGGUGUUCAGCCAAAGAAACUUGUACCUGCAAUUCUGGCUUUAUCAUCGAUCCGAAAGAUAAAUACAAAUGCAAUCCACUCUGUAGCAGAACGUGCGUGAAUGGAAGGUGUUCAACCAAAGAAACUUGUACCUGCAAUUCUGGCUAUAUCAUCGAUCCGAAAGAUAAAUACAAAUGCAAUCCACUCUGUAGCAGAACGUGCGUGAAUGGAAGGUGUUCAGCCAAAGAAACUUGUACCUGCAAUUCUGGCUACAUCAUCGAUCCGAAAGAUAAAUACAAAUGCAAUCCACUCUGUAGCAGAACGUGCGUGAAUGGAAGGUGUUCAGCCAAAGAAACUUGUACCUGCAAUUCUGGCUUUAUCAUCGAUCCGAAAGAUAAAUACAAAUGCAAUCCACUCUGUAGCAGAACGUGCGUGAAUGGAAGGUGUUCAGCCAAAGAAACUUGUACCUGCAAUUUCGGCUUUCUCAUCGAUCCGAAAGAUAAAUACAAAUGCAAUCCACUCUGUAGCAGAACGUGCGUGAAUGGAAGGUGUUCAGCCAAAGAAACUUGUACCUGCAAUUUUGGCUUUCUCAUCGAUCCGAAAGAUAAAUACAAAUGCAAUCCACUCUGUAGCAGAACGUGCGUGAAUGGAAGGUGUUCAGCCAAAGAAACUUGUACCUGCAAUUUUGGCUUUCUCAUCGAUCCGAAAGAUAAAUACAAAUGCAAUCCACUCUGUAGCAGAACGUGCGUGAAUGGAAGGUGUUCAGCCAAAGAAACUUGUACCUGCAAUUUUGGCUUUCUCAUCGAUCCGAAAGAUAAAUACAAAUGCAAUCCACUCUGUAGCAGAACGUGCGUGAAUGGAAGGUGUUCAGCCAAAGAAACUUGUACCUGCAAUUUUGGCUUUCUCAUCGAUCCGAAAGAUAAAUACAAAUGCAAUCCACUCUGUAGCAGAACGUGCGUGAAUGGAAGGUGUUCAGCCAAAGAAACUUGUACCUGCAAUUUUGGCUUUCUCAUCGAUCCGAAAGAUAAAUACAAAUGCAAUCCACUCUGUAGCAGAACGUGCGUGAAUGGAAGGUGUUCAGCCAAAGAAACUUGUACCUGCAAUUUUGGCUUUCUCAUCGAUCCGAAAGAUAAAUACAAAUGCAAUCCACUCUGUAGCAGAACGUGCGUGAAUGGAAGGUGUUCAGCCGAAGAAACUUGUACCUGCAAUUUUGGCUUUCUCAUCGAUCCGAAAGAUAAAUACAAAUGCAAUCCACUCUGUAGCAGAACGUGCGUGAAUGGAAGGUGUUCAGCCAAAGAAACUUGUACCUGCAAUUUUGGCUUUCUCAUCGAUCCGAAAGAUAAAUACAAAUGCAAUCCACUCUGUAGCAGAACGUGCGUGAAUGGAAGGUGUUCAGCCAAAGAAACUUGUACCUGCAAUUUUGGCUUUCUCAUCGAUCCGAAAGAUAAAUACAAAUGCAAUCCACUCUGUAGCAGAACGUGCGUGAAUGGAAGGUGUUCAGCCAAAGAAACUUGUACCUGCAAUUUUGGCUUUCUCAUCGAUCCGAAAGAUAAAUACAAAUGCAAUCCACUCUGUAGCAGAACGUGCGUGAAUGGAAGGUGUUCAGCCAAAGAAACUUGUACCUGCAAUUUUGGCUUUCUCAUCGAUCCGAAAGAUAAAUACAAAUGCAAUCCACUCUGUAGCAGAACGUGCGUGAAUGGAAGGUGUUCAGCCAAAGAAACUUGUACCUGCAAUUUUGGCUUUCUCAUCGAUCCGAAAGAUAAAUACAAAUGCAAUCCACUCUGUAGCAGAACGUGCGUGAAUGGAAGGUGUUCAGCCGAAGAAACUUGUACCUGCAAUUUUGGCUUUCUCAUCGAUCCGAAAGAUAAAUACAAAUGCAAUCCACUCUGUAGCAGAACGUGCGUGAAUGGAAGGUGUUCAGCCAAAGAAACUUGUACCUGCAAUUUUGGCUUUCUCAUCGAUCCGAAAGAUAAAUACAAAUGCAAUCCACUCUGUAGCAGAACGUGCGUGAAUGGAAGGUGUUCAGCCAAAGAAACUUGUACCUGCAAUUUUGGCUUUCUCAUCGAUCCGAAAGAUAAAUACAAAUGCAAUCCACUCUGUAGCAGAACGUGCGUGAAUGGAAGGUGUUCAGCCAAAGAAACUUGUACCUGCAAUUUUGGCUUUCUCAUCGAUCCGAAAGAUAAAUACAAAUGCAAUCCACUCUGUAGCAGAACGUGCGUGAAUGGAAGGUGUUCAGCCAAAGAAACUUGUACCUGCAAUUCUGGCUAUAUCAUCGAUCCGAAAGAUAAAUACAAAUGCAAUCCACUCUGUAGCAGAACGUGCGUGAAUGGAAGGUGUUCAGCCAAAGAAACUUGUACCUGCAAUUCUGGCUUUAUCAUCGAUCCGAAAGAUAAAUACAAAUGCAAUCCACUCUGUAGCAGAACGUGCGUGAAUGGAAGGUGUUCAGCCAAAGAAACUUGUACCUGCAAUUCUGGCUAUAUCAUCGAUCCGAAAGAUAAAUACAAAUGCAAUCCACUCUGUAGCAGAACGUGCGUGAAUGGAAGGUGUUCAGCCAAAGAAACUUGUACCUGCAAUUCUGGCUUUAUCAUCGAUCCGAAAGAUAAAUACAAAUGCAAUCCACUCUGUAGCAGAACGUGCGUGAAUGGAAGGUGUUCAGCCAAAGAAACUUGUACCUGCAAUUCUGGCUUUCUCAUCGAUCCGAAAGAUAAAUACAAAUGCAAUCCACUCUGUAGCAGAACGUGCGUGAAUGGAAGGUGUUCAGCCAAAGAAACUUGUACCUGCAAUUCUGGCUAUAUCAUCGAUCCGAAAGAUAAAUACAAAUGCAAUCCACUCUGUAGCAGAACGUGCGUGAAUGGAAGGUGUUUAGCCAAAGAAACUUGUACCUGCAAUUCUGGCUUUCUCAUCGAUCCGAAAGAUAAAUACAAAUGCAAUCCACUCUGUAGCAGAACGUGCGUGAAUGGAAGGUGUUCAGCCAAAGAAACUUGUACCUGCAAUUCUGGCUUUAUCAUCGAUCCGAAAGAUAAAUACAAAUGCAAUCCACUCUGUAGCAGAACGUGCGUGAAUGGAAGGUGUUCAGCCAAAGAAACUUGUACCUGCAAUUCUGGCUUUAUCAUCGAUCCGAAAGAUAAAUACAAAUGCAAUCCACUCUGUAGCAGAACGUGCGUGAAUGGAAGGUGUUCAGCCAAAGAAACUUGUACCUGCAACUCUGGCUUUAUCAUCGAUCCGAAAGAUAAAUACAAAUGCAAUCCACUCUGUAGCAGAACGUGCGUGAAUGGAAGGUGUUCAGACAAAGAAACUUGUACCUGCAAUUCUGGCUAUAUCAUCGAUCCGAAAGAUAAAUACAAAUGCAAUCCACUCUGUAGCAGAACGUGCGUGAAUGGAAGGUGUUCAGCCAAAGAAACUUGUACCUGCAAUUCUGGCUUUAUCAUCGAUCCGGAAGAUAAAUACAAAUGCAAUCCACUCUGUAGCAGAACGUGCGUGAAUGGAAGGUGUUCAGCCAAAGAAACUUGUACCUGCAAUUCUGGCUUUAUCAUCGAUCCGAAAGAUAAAUACAAAUGCAAUCCACUCUGUAGCAGAACGUGCGUGAAUGGAAGGUGUUCAGACAAAGAAACUUGUACCUGCAAUUCUGGCUAUAUCAUCGAUCCGAAAGAUAAAUACAAAUGCAAUCCACUCUGUAGCAGAACGUGCGUGAAUGGAAGGUGUUCAGCCAAAGAAACUUGUACCUGCAAUUCUGGCUUUAUCAUCGAUCCGAAAGAUAAAUACAAAUGCAAUCCACUCUGUAGCAGAACGUGCGUGAAUGGAAGGUGUUCAGCCAAAGAAACUUGUACCUGCAAUUCUGGCUUUAUCAUCGAUCCGAAAGAUAAAUACAAAUGCAAUCCACUCUGUAGCAGAACGUGCGUGAAUGGAAGGUGUUCAGCCAAAGAAACUUGUACCUGCAAUUCUGGCUAUAUCAUCGAUCCGAAAGAUAAAUACAAAUGCAAUCCACUCUGUAGCAGAACGUGCGUGAAUGGAAGGUGUUCAGCCAAAGAAACUUGUACCUGCAAUUCUGGCUAUAUCAUCGAUCCGAAAGAUAAAUACAAAUGCAAUCCACUCUGUAGCAGAACGUGCGUGAAUGGAAGGUGUUCAGCCAAAGAAACUUGUACCUGCAAUUCUGGCUUUAUCAUCGAUCCGAAAGAUAAAUACAAAUGCAUUCCACUCUGUAGCAGAACGUGCGUGAAUGGAAGGUGUUCAGCCAAAGAAACUUGUACCUGCAAUUCUGGCUUUAUCAUCGAUCCGAAAGAUAAAUACAAAUGCAUUCCACUCUGUAGCAGAACGUGCGUGAAUGGAAGGUGUUCAGCCAAAGAAACUUGUACCUGCAAUUCUGGCUUUAUCAUCGAUCCGAAAGAUAAAUACAAAUGCAUUCCACUCUGUAGCAGAACGUGCGUGAAUGGAAGGUGUUCAGCCAAAGAAACUUGUACCUGCAAUUCUGGCUAUAUCAUCGAUCCGAAAGAUAAAUACAAAUGCAAUCCACUCUGUAGCAGAACGUGCGUGAAUGGAAGGUGUUCAGCCAAAGAAACUUGUACCUGCAAUUCUGGCUUUAUCAUCGAUCCGAAAGAUAAAUACAAAUGCAUUCCACUCUGUAGCAGAACGUGCGUGAAUGGAAGGUGUUCAGCCAAAGAAACUUGUACCUGCAAUUCUGGCUUUAUCAUCGAUCCGAAAGAUGAAUACAAAUGCAAUCCACUCUGUAGCAGAACGUGCGUGAAUGGAAGGUGUUCAGCCAAAGAAACUUGUACCUGCAAUUCUGGCUUUCUCAUCGAUCCGAAAGAUAAAUACAAAUGCAAUCCACUCUGUAGCAGAACGUGCGUGAAUGGAAGGUGUUCAGCCAAAGAAACUUGUACCUGCAAUUCUGGCUAUAUCAUCGAUCCGAAAGAUAAAUACAAAUGCAAUCCAUUCUGUAGCAGAACGUGCGUGAAUGGAAGAUGUUCAGCCAAAGAAACUUGUACCUGCAAUUCUGGCUUUAUCAUCGAUCCGAAAGAUAAAUACAAAUGCAAUCCACUCUGUAGCAGAACGUGCGUGAAUGGAAGGUGUUCAGCCAAAGAAACUUGUACCUGCAAUUCUGGCUAUAUCAUCGAUCCGAAAGAUAAAUACAAAUGCAAUCCAUUCUGUAGCAGAACGUGCGUGAAUGGAAGGUGUUCAGCCAAAGAAACUUGUACCUGCAAUUCUGGCUAUAUCAUCGAUCCGAAAGAUAAAUACAAAUGCAAUCCACUUUGUAGCAGAACGUGCGUGAAUGGAAGGUGUUCAGCCAAAGAAACUUGUACCUGCAAUUCUGGCUUUAUCAUCGAUCCGAAAGAUAAAUACAAAUGCAAUCCACUCUGUAGCAGAACGUGCGUGAAUGGAAGGUGUUCAGACAAAGAAACUUGUACCUGCAAUUCUGGCUUUCUCAUCGAUCCGAAAGAUAAAUACAAAUGCAAUCCACUCUGUAGCAGAACGUGCGUGAAUGGAAGGUGUUCAGCCAAAGAAACUUGUACCUGCAAUUCUGGCUUUCUCAUCGAUCCGAAAGAUAAAUACAAAUGCAAUCCACUCUGUAGCAGAACGUGCGUGAAUGGAAGGUGUUCAGCCAAAGAAACUUGUACCUGCAAUUCUGGCUAUAUCAUCGAUCCGAAAGAUAAAUACAAAUGCAAUCCAUUCUGUAGCAGAACGUGCGUGAAUGGAAGAUGUUCAGCCAAAGAAACUUGUACCUGCAAUUCUGGCUUUAUCAUCGAUCCGAAAGAUAAAUACAAAUGCAAUCCACUCUGUAGCAGAACGUGCGUGAAUGGAAGGUGUUCAGCCAAAGAAACUUGUAUCUGUAAUUCUUUUUAUAUCAUUGAUCCGAAGGAUAAAUACAAAUGUAAUCCACUCUUUAGCAGAACGUGCUUGGAACUCUUCAAUUAUUUUCGUCAAGAAAAAUGUCAUAUGAUGGCGGAUGGUAUUUGUAUGUUCUUCAGUAACAAUACCAAAUCAUCAAUCGAUAAAUUAGAUGCUCCGGACUCUUACAGAGCUAACAGUUCUUCGAGCUAUAGAGAAGAUUAUAUACUUCUGGGACUCGGGUUUCUUUUAGGUGCCUCCACUUUUCUUAUUCCUUAUGCAAUUUGUACAGUCUUGAAGAAAAAAAGGAAUCAAGAGAUAGGUCCCAUCAUGAAUGCGAUAGAUGAUUUCUACAAUCCUCAUUCUUCAAAUUUGAAUAACAGUUCUUCAGCAAUAAACUCAGAUCCUACCUAUGAAAUGAUGAUGAUGUCAUCUUCACGAACAUCACUUCUACAGACUGAUAGAAAUAGGGAUUUAGUUUAGUUCAAUCAAUUUCUAUUUAAUCAAUACAGAAUUUUAUUGUUUGAAUUCACUCGAAUAUCAUUUUUAUAGAAGGUUUGAAAAUUGGAAUAUUCAAAUUAUUUGUGAGUCAAUCUUUUCUAUUAAGUUGAUGUGGCUGACAUGAAUGUAAAAGCUGUUGUUUA